UAUAUAUCAGCUACCACAAAGCACGUCGUCACAUGUACCGUUCAUAGCCAGCUAGUAGCUCAAUCUGAUCUGCGAUCUGCAUACACCCACCCACCCUCAAGAUGCCCUCGACCUCCCCCUCUCCCUCAUCGGACCAACCCGACUUUUCCCGCUUCUCGACCCCUAUCUGGCCCAAAUCGCAUACCAUCCACAAGACCCACUCGGACCUCUCUUCAUACCCCUAUGCGACCCAGAAAGACCUGGACGAAGAACCUUCCACCCUCUUGCGUCGGCAUCAUCCGUUGAAGCAGAGCGGGGAUGGCACGGGGAGAUUAGCCGGGACGCAUGGGAGGUCGGAUUACGUGCAUUCGGACGAUCCUUCUUCCGUCGGGAGUCACCUCUUGAACCGCCCGGACGAUGUCGGCAAAGACGUACUGGGGACGCUACAGGGCCGAUCACCUAAAGGUUCCCAGAAGUGGAGUUCCCAGCAGGUCGAGCGGGUCAAGCGGUUGUUGGAACGAGCUCAGGGGACGGGGAAGGAUCGGGACGAAGCCCUGCAAGCUUUAUUCGAUGAUCCCGCACUGUGUCUGAGUAUAAGGGAGGUCAAGGAGUUGGUCAAGGAUUGGAAGUUGGAGGAUCCGUUGCUGUACGGCGCAGCGCGUUACGUUCUCCCGACGACGGAAAAGUCGAUCAAGAACCAGGAAUGGCCUGGGAAGGCUGAACAGGAGCGGGAGGCGGAGCAGAAGAAGAAGGAGAAGGAGAAAGAGAAAGAGAAAGAGAAGGGCGAAGGGGAUGAGAAGAAGGGAGAUGGGAAGGAGGGCGGGAAGAAGGAGGAUGAUAAAGAAGAAGGUCAAGAUAACGAGAAGGGGAAGGAGAAGGACCAGGAUCCGAAGAAACAGAACGGCCAAGAAACUGGAGACAAGAAGAAAACUGCCCAAGAGCCCAAAUCUGAGACGAAGCCCGAGGACGCCAACCAAAAGUCCGCCCCUGGGGAUGACGACAAGUCCAACGACCAAGAAAACGGCGAUCCGGACAUGUUCGACAACCUCUCCGAGGGUGAAAAGAAAUGGUUCAAGAAGUUCAUCGAAGAGAUGGACUUUUUCGAAAACUUGAAGAACGAUCCGGGGGUGGCCUCGACGGCUUUUGGGAAGCAUGGGUUGAAAGCGCUUCAAGAGGAUUUCAAGCCCGAGAUUGAGGAUCUAGAUGGGAAAGACGCGGUGGACGUGAUAGAGGCGGCCAGGCAGGAGAGAAAGUUGCGGUUCACCGAACAGGCUGCUAUGCGGGUUCAGCUGGAUGAUCAGUUCACUCCCGAUUCGUGGAUCCCAAGGUCGGAUCAUUUACUGAGGCUCACUGGGAAGCACCCGAUGAAUGCCGAGGCGAACAUGACGGAGCUCUUCGAUGCCGGCUUGAUCACCCCAACCAAGCUGCACUAUAUCCGGAACCACGGAGCGGUCCCCCGACUCGCUUGGGAGACGCAUACUUUGGAAAUAUUUUCCGAUCCCCCAGGCUUGAUCGACCCGAUCGAGCUAUCCAUGGACGAUAUAGUACAACAGUUCACGCCGAUCGAGAUCCCGGUGACGCUGGCUUGUGAUGGGAAUCGACGAAAGGAAGUCAACAUGAUCAAGCAGAGCGGAGGCUUCGGAUGGAGCGCGGCGGGUGUGUCCACUUGUAUGUGGACCGGAGCGCUCUUGAGGGAUAUUCUCCUCAAACAGAACCUCAAGGAGAGGCCCGGCGAUGAGAGGUGGUACCUGAACUACGAGGGCGCGGAUGAGCCGUCGGAGGGCAAGUAUGCGACGUCGAUCCCCCUCUCAUACGUGAUGGACGAGACCAACGACGUGAUGCUAGCUUAUGGUAUCAAUGGAGCACCGCUACAACCCGACCAUGGAUACCCCUUGCGAUCGAUCAUCCCGUCGUUCGUCGGUGGUCGAUGCGUCAAGUGGCUCAAAAAGGUCUGGAUCAGCAAGAAGCCCAACCAAUCCCAUUACCAUCGAUGGGACAAUCGAGUGGUACCGUCCUUCAUCACGUCGAAGCGGGAUCCAAUGGCAAAGGCGUUCUUCCACAGUGAUAGUCAUACCCUCUUGUUGGAGCAGUGUCUACAGUCGGUUAUCACCCGUCCCGCCCAUGGGCAAUACAUCCCAUUGGAUGGCGAGGCGGAUGGCCUUAAAGGCCUGGAGCGCAAGAUCGAGAUUGCUGGCUAUGCGUACCAUGGAGGAGGUAUCCAGGUGCAGAAGAUCGAGCUCUCCCUAGACAACGGCAAAACCUGGCGCUUCUGUUUCCGGAAAAUGCUGGACAAGCCUAUGAGACACGGGAACAAGUUUUGGGCCUGGUGUCAUUGGUCUUGUGAGGUCACGGUCGGAGAGCUCUCCAAUUCGUCCGAGAUCAUCGUUCGCGCUUUCGAUGCCAUGAAGAGCAGCCAACCGGAACACAUCACCUGGAAUCUGCUGGGCAUGAUGAACAACGCCUGGUACCGAGUUCGACCCGAGCUGCAGAACGACCCUUCGACCGGUCAGCCGGCUCUGUUCUUCCGUCACCCUGUCGCACCUGGUGCAGGUGAUGAUGGCUGGAUGAAGCCCAGCGAGGCCGAGCAAGUCAAGGCCGAGGCAUCCAAAAAGCAAACGGGAGACGAGAAGCAGUUCACCCUAGAAGAGAUCGAGAAACACAACAAACCUGACGACGCGUGGAUCAUCAUCGAUAACAAGGUGUACGACGUCAGUUCGCUGACCGGUCCUGGAUCUUGGCAUCCCGGUGGAGCCGCAGCCAUCUUGACAUAUGCUGGAAAAGCCACCGUCGACUGCUCGAAUGAUUACAACGCCAUUCACGAUGGAUACGCAAACGAACAGCGGGACAAGCUGUUUAUCGGCGUUCUGAGCGAGAAGGGUGUUAACGCCCUCAAGGAGGAUGCUGAGCGGGCAAAGAAGGUGCAAGCGAAGGUGAAGAAGGAACGGGCCGAUUUCGCACUGAAGCCGUACAGCUUCACGGCUGCAACCUUGAUCAAACGCAAAGAGAUCAGCAAGGACACUCGCAUCUACACCUUCGAGCUGCCUAAACGACCGGAUGGAAAGCAUGGUCGACUAGGUUUGCCGAUCGGGAACCAUGUCCAGAUCGCGUUCCACUGUGCCGAUGGAGUGGUGACCAGGCCGUAUACACCGACCAGGCCCGUCACGGCAGACGAGGAAGACGGAACUUUCGAUUUGCUCAUCAAGAGUUACUUCCCGAGUGCGGACUCCAAAUUCCCUCCAGGUGGCACACUCUCGAACUAUGUCGACUGCAUGCAGAUAGGCGAAGAUAUCGACAUCCGUCUGGGACCGUCGGACAUCACCUACCUGGGCAAGGGCAAAUUCAAGAUCAACGACAAAGACUACCAAUUUGACAAGUUGAACCUGGUGGCCGGUGGUUCAGGUCUUACGCCCCACUGGCAGUUAAUUCAUUCCAUCUUGAAGAACACCAAAGACGACCAUACUCAGAUCAAGAUGGUAGACGCUAACAGCGGUCUUUCCGACAUUCUGAUGUUCGACGAGCUCAAAGAUUAUGCUCAGAGAUACCCCGACCAAUUCCAACCCUGGUUUACGCUCAGUCAUCCGCCAGAGCCGAAAGAUAACGGAGGCAAGGAUUGGGAAUACUCGACGGGUCACUUGGACGAAAAUGUCGUCAAGGAGAGGUUCUUUGCGCCUGACGGGGACAAGGUCGGCACGUUCUUGUGUGGGCCUCCCGGAUUGAUCGAGCAUGGUGCGAUGCCGCCCUUGAAAGCUUGGGGGUUCAAGGAUGGGGAGACGCUGUUCGGAUUCUGAGCGGAAAGGACUGGUCUCGUGUAUCGUUCUGGGAGUCACAGAGUGUACAAAGCGAAGAAUAACAAAAUGUUUAGGUUGUAUCGGCGACGUUAUUAGUAUAUCACUAUCAAAUGGGAUUGCUAUGACAACGAGUUCGCAGGUUUGGCAACAGGAUCUGAGAUGGGGAGGAGAUUUGCAAGGAACGCUAGCGUAGGGUAGAGCACUCCGGCUAGACGCCGAGAGCGUGUUCGCCUUCAACAACGCUGGUCUAUACCUGGAAUCGAUCCGCGCAGUCACUUUAAGCUCUGAAGCAUUUCGCCACACUCGCUGCCUAUUCAGGUCGAGAUCGAAACCGGACGUAGAAUGAUC
Filobasidium floriforme is the source of this 4115-nucleotide messenger RNA. RefSeq lists its product as uncharacterized. The transcript is spliced from 18 exons. Lineage: Eukaryota; Fungi; Basidiomycota; Tremellomycetes; Filobasidiales; Filobasidiaceae. Gene Ontology annotation, molecular function: molybdenum ion binding; oxidoreductase activity. The record is from RefSeq and is a predicted model, not a curated record. Bases 102 to 3767 code for a protein of 1221 amino acids.